AUGGCCGGGGGAGGGAACAGGAGAGGGGCCGGCGCCGAGGAGCUGAGGAUCGGCAGCGGCAACGUGUUCGCGGCGCUCGAGACGCUCAAGAAGAAGAAGCCGGCGGCAGCCGAGAAGAAGCAGGCGCCGGUGGUGGAAAAGCCGGAGGUGUUCUCGGCGCCCGCGCCGCUCACUGCCAAGUCCUGGGCCGACGUUGAGGACGAUGACGAUGACGACUACUUCGCCACCACCGCCCCGCUGUGCCCCGUGCGGGAGGCCCAGGGGGACGACGCUGAUGCCGGCCACGAGGACGACAAGGAGCACUCUGCCCUUGAACAGGUCCACCUCGAAAUUGAGAGUGAAGAUGAUAGCCUUGAUGAUGAGGUUGAUGCUGCUGCUGAGGAUGAACAUGAAGCAGGAGAUGCUGUCCCUUCUGAGCCGGCAGUUCAGAAAGCUGUAGCUCCACUAGUACCUCCUAAAGAUACCGAAAGACAGCUCUCCAAGAAGGAGUUAAAGAAAAAGGAGUUGGAAGAGCUUGAUGCUGUAUUGGCUGAGUUGGGAAUUUCAUAUGAAUCAAGUAAUGCUACUCAAGAUGAAACAAAUGACAAGGAAGGUAUGGGCCAGGCUGCUGAAGCAGGGAAAAAGGAAGAUGCAUCCGCUCCUCUGGAGAGUAAGACCUCCAAGAAGAAGAAAGCUAAGAAAGACAAGUCUUCAAAGGAGGCAGAAGAAACACUGGAUCAGAACAAUGUGGUCGACAAUGCUGCUGGUGUAGAACCUGAUGAAGAUGUUGCUUCAGUGGAUGUCAAGGAGCGCAUAAAGAAAGUAGCAUCAAUGAAGAAAAAGAAAUCGAGCAAAGAGAUGGACGCAGUAGCAAAGAUUGCAGCAUCUGAGGCGGCCGCUAGGAGAGCAAAGCUUGUGGCAGCGAAGAAGAAAGACAAGAACCACUAUAAUCAGCAGCCCCUGCGGUGA
Molecule: messenger RNA, 948 nt
Organism: Triticum turgidum subsp. durum (durum wheat)
Lineage: Eukaryota; Viridiplantae; Streptophyta; Magnoliopsida; Poales; Poaceae
Source: the annotation of a GenBank genome assembly